AUGGCUCCAACAACACCGUCUACAGACGACUCGCAUCAGCAGCUUCUGGAUCAGCUUGACUUGACACUUAAGCCGCGACCCUUUCGCAAUUCUCAAUGGAAGCCUUCGCAGCGCCGUAACAAGAAUAUCAAGCAAAUAGUGGCCGAGGCUGCUCGCAAAGAGGCAUCAGUCAUGGCCACACACGACAACAGCGGCUCUUCUACCCCAAAUCUGCAAAGCUCUGCCAUAGACACCGGAGCAGCAACGCCGGUACCUUUAUACGGCACGUUCACACACUCCAACAUAUCACAAGCAGCUCAAAAUCUGUCUACAAUGUCUGCUCCGUCACUGCAUCCAGCGCACCAGAAACACUACUGCGACAUCACUGGCUUGCCGGCCCCUUAUACGGAUCCGAAGUCCAGACUUCGUUAUCACAACAAGGAGGUGUUCGAUGUUGUCCGACACCUACCUCAGGGGGCGGCGGAGAGAUACUUGGAAGCGCGAGGAGCCCACGUCGUACUCAAAUGA
Molecule: messenger RNA, 507 nt
Organism: Letharia lupina
Lineage: Eukaryota; Fungi; Ascomycota; Lecanoromycetes; Lecanorales; Parmeliaceae
Exons: 2
Coding region: 1-507 (168 amino acids)
Biological process (GO): chromatin remodeling
Cellular component (GO): Ino80 complex
Source: RefSeq, a predicted model, not a curated record